Molecule: messenger RNA, 3831 nt
Organism: Tetrapisispora phaffii CBS 4417
Lineage: Eukaryota; Fungi; Ascomycota; Saccharomycetes; Saccharomycetales; Saccharomycetaceae
Exons: 1
Coding region: 1-3831 (1276 amino acids)
Source: RefSeq, a predicted model, not a curated record
AUGGUAAGAGCUAGCUCUUGCAUGUCAUCAAUGUCAGCCUUGAAAAUUCAAUCAGUAGGAGACGUUUAUUAUCCUAAUGUAAGUUUAGAUGAAACUUACAAUUAUACUUUAAAAUUAUUGAUAUUAGAUUAUAUUAAUGAACCAAGGUUUAACUCUGUCAAGGUUGAUUUACAGGGUAAAUCUAACGUCAUUCAAAGAAGAAUUCAACCAAAUGUAAAUUCCAACAACAGUGAUAUUAACAAGAACAAAAUAGACCACCAUGUCGAUGAGUUAACUGAAAAAGAAAUUUUAGAUAAGAUUGCGAUAAAAUUAAUUGAUUAUUUGAAUAAGGUAGCCAUGAAGGAAGUUACAGUUUCCGACUCAAAUACAAGAAGAUCACUGUUAAAAUUCUAUAAUGACAUAUACUUGGGUUCAGAUAAUAAUGUAAAACUUCGAACUUUUAGGAACUUUGAAGAAUUGCUAAUAUCAUUUAUAAAGGUUGCCAACUUAGAAAUCCAGAAGUUACAACUAACAGAUCAAGCUGCAACACUGCAUACGCAACUGGACUGUUUUAUUAAGAUCUUAAUAUCAAUACUUCCUAACUCAUUAUCAAGAAAACACAAGGAAACAUUAAGCUAUUAUAAAAGUCUUAUAAAAGAUCAAGAAAACUUCGAUAGAAACAAAGUUAUAUUUACUACUACGCAUUUAGAUAAUUAUGGGAUUAGAUCUCAAGGAUCAGAUACGAACUUAACGACUCAAAACACUGGAAAAGUAAGAAAACCAACAUUUAGAGUUAAAGAAAUAAGCCACUCCAAUUAUCUUAUGCAACUAUUUGAUAUUAAUGAGAUAAAGUUUCAGCAAGACGUCAUUAAAGUAAUAAAAGAAUCCGAUAAUAAUAUGUAUGUAACAGAAUUAGGAUUUAUGGAAAGCAAGAUUAUCAAUGAUCGCUGGGAUGUGAAACCUCACCAGUUUACUCAAAGAACGCAUAUUUUGAUACCAGAUGCUCGACAAGACAUAUAUUUAACUUUGGUAAAAUUAGUGUUACAGAAGGAGUUAAAAAAGGGCUCCAAAUACCUUGAAUUAUCAUCCGAUGCAUGGUAUUUUAUACUUAGAACUGCCAAUUUCUGGGGAUUGAAUUAUUAUUCGACACUAUCAUCUCUUAUUUAUACAGCCGCCAAUCUCAGUAUAUUAAAAGAAACAGAGAUUGAUGUGGAUAUAAUUAGUAAUCUCCUUACAGUUAUUUAUAAACGAAUUUUAACAAAAACAGAGUAUCGAAAUAUAUCAUCAUGGAACGCCAAGGAUCAGCAAAUGUGGAAUUUAAACCUAUAUCAUACUUCAAAUCAAUGUUUAUAUUCCCUGACUAAAUUAGUCUAUGAUUUGUUCAACAAACAUAAACCAAAAUUUUCUGAGCUUUUAGGGUUUUAUCACAAACAUAUUAUCGAUGCGCCGUCAUUCAAGUUAUUUUGCGAGGAGAAUAAUUUAGAUAUCAAGAACUUAUGGUUGAAGACUAUAAAAAGAGCAAUAUUCAAAGUUAAUGAAAACUAUUACGUUUUUCUUUUAAAAAAAUUACCUAAGAAUAAUGAUAUAACAACAAAACAUCUAAAAUGCUUAGUAAUUGAGAUUUUAGAUGAAAUAGCCAUAUUACGGAGGAAAUACCCUAUUCUUCUUCUUGAUUCUAUAAUGAUUGGUAAUGAGUGUCUAUCAUGUCUCACAAAACUUCUCUCUAGCGACAUAUUAAUGUUAUGGAAACAUAUACAAACCGUUGGUAGUAAUAUUCCUCCAGUAACUUCAUUAGAGACAUAUACAACCUUGUCAGAACUUCGAAAAAUAUACACUGAGGUACAUUCUCAAGCAGUAUUUCCCUUCAAUAUUGAAAAUAUAUUUAUCAAUGAUCUCUUCUCAUUAGCAGAUGAUAUAUCUAGAAAUAUAAAUAACAGUGUUACAAACAUCAUUAAAACAGAAAAAUGGGAUAUGCUGAAUGAACAAGUUAAGCAUAGUAUUGCUGUUAUAGAUAUAUUUAAAAUGUUUAAUGAAUCUAUUUCAAUAUUUUUCAAUCUAGGAUGGAAUAACAAUUCUCACCUUAAUUUAAUAAUAACUUUUAUUUUAAAGACAUUUUCCAAUUCAUUGUCCCUUUAUGCUACUACUGUUUUCAGAAUGGUAAAUUAUGAUUUAACAAAUGAUAACACAAUUCAAGAAUAUCAAUUUCAACAAGAUAUACUUAAAGAGGUGAAUACUUUACAUUCUACUGACAUAAGCAAAGAUACAGCAUGGAAUUUUACUGCUAUGAAGAAUAGUUUAUUAUUUAGGAAACAAAAAUUUCCAAAACCAUAUGAAUUUUCUAAGAGGGCAUGUAUAAUAUUAAACAAUACUAGCAAAAUGCUAUCAAUGGUUGAUACAGUUGAAGAUACUAUUUCGAAAAUUAACAUCGCUAAAGUAUCAAAUUAUAAUACUUAUUCUAACGUGUUUAAGGUUAACUUGAAUACAAUUUAUACAGUUAAAAUAGUUUCUGCCAAUAAUUUGCCAGAAAUUACCAAUAAUAGCUUGAAUGGUACUUAUGUGUCAAUAAUUGAUUCAACAAACAAGAUCGAAAUAGCAAAAACUCAUUUAGUAUGUGGCAAGUCAAAUCCAAAUUGGAAUCAAGAAUUUCAGUUCGAAAAACCAUUUAAUGAGGAUAUAAACUUGAGUGUCAUACUAUGGAAUAAAGUUAAUGGCUUAAUGAAAAAACAUGAAAAUUAUGAAACCUGUGGUAAAGCAUCACUAUCGUUUGAUGAUAAUAAUUUCAAAAGAAAUGGUUUACCGAACCAUGUAGUAUUACAAUUGGACACACAAGGUGAAAUAAAUUUACAGGUUUCUAUCGAAGAAGAACAAUUUGACUCAUUUUUUUAUAUUGGAAAAAUAUAUAGAACUUUAGAAACAUCACAGGAGAAGAUAAUUCAGAAAAUAGUUCAAAAAUUCAAGGAGUUUAUUUGUUGUACAUUUUCAAGGAAUUCGUUAAAAAUAUUGCAUGGCAAUAGUGGAUCACACAAGGCUUCGAAGGAACAGAUAAAUGAUGUUUUAGUACCAUUUUUUGAUUACCUUAAUGCAAAUCUUGCUAUACUAGCAAUGUGGCUAGCAGAAUAUUUAUUACAUGAGGUAAUGUUGAAGGUUUGGGAUGAAGUACUAAAUGUUGCAUAUGAACUAUUAUUACCACCCCUUUCAAUAGCUGAUACAAAACGUGAGUAUUCUAAAAUCUCAAGUUGGGAUGAUUCAUUGAAAGAAACGCUAUUUAAUAAAAACUUUAUUAAAGGAUAUGGUAGACAAUUAACUCAGAUUGAAACAGAAACAGUAUUUACCUGGUUAAAUAUACUCUGUAUGGAAUUUUUUUAUAAUAACGGAGAGGGCCCUUCUCUUGUCGAACUUAAAAGUGAAAAAUAUAGAGAAAUACUAAUAAUCCCUCUGUUUUACGACAAGUCUGAUUUUGAGUUAAUGGAAGAGAUUGAAAUUUUAUCCAGCUCAUUUGUCAAAUACUUAAAUAAAUGCAUAUCACAUAAUAAUUCUACAAAUAAUUUUAAUUUGAAAGCCACACUUAUCUCUAGACAAAAAACGAUCAUAGGAUGUAGCUCAAAAUCAAAAAGGAACUAUAUUAGGGAAGCUUUGAUCAAACAGAAUGAAGAUAUUUUAGAGAAAUCAGUAGUUAAAAUGGAUUUAAUUCUAAGAAUAUUACUGUCACGAAAACAUUUUAAAUUUGUUCGAGAACAUUUAAACUGGAGAAGGGAAAUGAAGAAUAAACUUCUCAUUGAAAGGAGAGUCAAUGAAGCAGUCAACUGGAAUUUUUUAAAUAAUAAAAUAUCUAAAAAAAGUAGUAUUAAAUAA